UCUCUCCUCCGCUCUAUGGUAGCCGCGGUCGGUUGUUGUUUCUUCCCCCCCCAUACUGACUCCUCUUUCCGGUGGGCUUCCGGGUGAAAGGUCGCGGACGUUGCCGUCAUGGCGACCUCCUCCGGCAACUUGAACGCCGUGAGGGAAACGAUGGAUGUGCUGAUGGAGAUCUCCCGCCUGCUCAACACCGGCCUGGACGCCGAGACGCUCUCCAUCUGCGUGCGGCUCUGCGAGCAGGGCAUCAACCCCGAGGCCUUGUCCGCCGUCAUCCGGGAGCUACGAAAGGCCUCCGAGGCUCUGAAGGCUGCUGACAAUAUGACAAAUUAAAUCUAGGAGAAGAUUUUUUUCCCCCACUGAGAUGAAGCUUCUGAGAAAUAGAAGAUUUCACCUUCAUUCGUAGAAGAUUUUUGUUUGAAGAUGUUGGUUAUUGGUUGUAUAAGUUUCUCAUGGAUGUAGAAAAUACAGUGCUUUUUAAAUACCUAUUAACCAAUAAUCUUUCAAAAUGCAUUUUGUAUCUUUAUAUGAUUUAAAAAUCUUGAAGUUAUGUAUUAACUCAGAAAUUUCUUUUAUUGUCCCAGUUGAAACAUGUGCCUCAUAUUUGAUAAUACGUUGACUGUAUCGUUCAGAUGUAGCCAAUGGACAUUAGAAGACAGAUAUCUGCAUGAAGGUGGUUCACUCUGGUGGAUUAAUUUUUAAAGGUUUAUUUCCUGUAUAUUUCCAAUUUGCUGGCCAUCAACAUAUUUAGCCUUCGAGUUAAGAAGGAAGUUUACAUGUUGCAGUUCCAAAAAUUGAACUAGAGUAAAACAGCAUCUUUUCAAUCAAUCAGAAUAGAGCUGGAAGGGACCUUGGAGGUCUUCUAAUCCAACCCCCUGCUCAAGCAGGAGACCCUAGACCAGUUCAGACAAGUGGCUGCCCAGUCUCUUCUUAAAAACCUCCAGUGAUGAAAUACCCACAAUUUCUGGAGGGAAGCCGUUCCACUGGUUAAUUGUCCUCACUGUUAGGAGUUUUUUCUUUAAUUCCAGGUUGCUUUUCUCCUCGAUUAGUUUCCAUCCAUUGUUUCUUGUCCUGCCCUCUGGUGCUUUGGAAAAUAAGUUGACCCCCUCUUCUUUGUGGCAGUCCCUCAAAUACUGGAACACUGCUAUUCCAAACAAUAUGUAUUUUGUACCAAACAAUCUUGUUCUGAAUGAAACAAAUGUCUUUUGAACUAAACAAUCUUGUAAACUUUUAUGACCAAUGUGCUUGUUGCUGAAGACUUGUAAUGCUGAUCCUUAGGUGAGCCGUCCAAAUGGCUGUUCAGCACUAUGAAAACAAUGUCAGCUUAUCAAAAUGCUGCAAAAGUUUUCCCUGCCUUGUUCUCUCAGUUUCACAGAGAAAUGUACAUCCAACAAAAAUGGAAAAUUGCACAUAAAUCACUGGUAGGACAAAAAAUGCUAUGAAAUAGCUAAUCGUUAUCAGAGCUAGUUUGGUCUAGUGGUUAAAGGCACCAGAAUAGAAAGUGAGAGACCGUGAGUUCAAGUCCCGCCUUAGCCAUGAAUGCCAGCUAGGUGACUUCAGGCCAAUCACUGUCUUAAAUUCAACCCAGCUCACAGGGUGGUGGUUGUGGAGAAAAUAGGUGGAGGAAGGUGUGUUCACUGCCUUGACUUAUUUAUAAAAUAAUAAAGGGAGGAUAAAUAAAUAAAAAAAUAAGGUAAACCUUUUAAUGUGUUUCUGAAAAAAUGUUUCCUUUAAAAACAGCAUUAUAUUUAUUUUGUGUCUUUUUCCCUUUUGAUACUUUAAUUUUUUUUUCUCAUAUUCUAUUUAAAAAAGCUAAAUAAAAAAUGGUUGGUCUCGGCAUUAAAUUAAUCUCAUUGGACUGUGUGCUACUAUCUCGAGCAAAACCUCUGGGUUUUAUCUUUCGUUGAAUACUGCCUGAAAGAAAACAACCUUGUUUAAUCCAGUGUGAUUGUAUUUUCAUGACAGAAUUUUUGAAACCUUUAAGUGUUAAACUUUUUAAGAACUGGGGUUUGCUUUAUGGUAAAUAAAACCAGUCAUUGUACAGAUAAA
Molecule: messenger RNA, 2043 nt
Organism: Ahaetulla prasina
Lineage: Eukaryota; Metazoa; Chordata; Lepidosauria; Squamata; Colubridae
Gene: MZT1
Product: mitotic spindle organizing protein 1
Exons: 3
Coding region: 109-327 (72 amino acids)
Biological process (GO): microtubule nucleation by interphase microtubule organizing center; gamma-tubulin complex localization; mitotic spindle assembly
Cellular component (GO): interphase microtubule organizing center; spindle; centrosome
Source: RefSeq, a predicted model, not a curated record